AUGGCACAGGCAAAACUGGAUUUUGCGAAAUCUCGAAAUUUGAGACUCGGAGUUGGAAGAAGUCGUUUGCAAUCGAAGUUUCACAAGGGAUUUGUGUCAGAGUCGAAAGAUCAGUUUCAGUUUGCCAAGGGUUCGACAUCAAAUAUUAUUCUAUCUCCGACAAGGCCAAUUAUGUGAGUUUAGUUAAAAAUUUUCCCACGGAUAAAUGUAACCGGAAAAUAAAAAUGAAUAGAGGAAAUUUUAGUUAUAACUCAAACAAUUAUUAUUGGGACGGAUUUUAUAAGCCACACAAAGAUAGGCCAAAACAAUGCUUCUACGCAAUUCAAGAAUCCGAUGAGGAGUUGUACAAUUUGAAACUUCCAAAUGGAACUUUUCCCCGAAAAAUUAUUUUUGGAUGCAAAGGAAUGAAUUAUUGUUGUGAUCUUGAUUGUUGCUCAUAUUAUACAGCUGCCGCCGGUGUUGUGUAAGUUUUCUCUUUUGUUUUUUGGAAUCAAGUAAAAAUUUUCAGAGGAGCGAUUGUUGUCUUCAUUGGCUCUUUAUUAAUGUGUGAAAAAUGUAUGAGUAAGCGAAAAGAUACAAAAUAG
Caenorhabditis angaria is the source of this 584-nucleotide messenger RNA. The record is from the annotation of a GenBank genome assembly. Lineage: Eukaryota; Metazoa; Nematoda; Chromadorea; Rhabditida; Rhabditidae.